AUGCCCUGGUCGAGCAUCCCCAUCCCCGUGCUUCUUCUCUGGGUCAUCUGGCUGCGUCAAAGUCAAGGCCAGGCUCAGUCGCUUCAGUUUUCCAAUGUUCCCGAGUCAAUCAACGAAGGUGCAGAAAUCUUCAUAUCUUGGACGGGCGGAGAUGGAAUGACGCCUAUCGCCGUGGAUUUGGUCCAAGAUGGGAGGGUCAUUGAUGAUGUCUUUAACGACGAUUCUGAUGAUGACGACGGCAUUGUUCAACAAUUCGAGUGGGAUGUCGACAUCGGUGACAAUGAUGGGGGAUAUUACAGCUUGCGCCUGAUUCAAGGGACUCAGACCGUCGACUCGGCCCCGAUAAAUAUCAUCGACGAGUCGGGACGAAGUGCUACGACCCCUCUUCCUAGUGCGACGACUUCGCAAGGUGGUUCUAGUUCGACUGCGUCGCCAUAUAUUACCACAUCUGCUGGCGGUACAACUGGUACUGGAAACCCUGUAUCAACUUACAAUACAUCGACUACCACGGCGGGCACGACAGGCACGACAGACACGACAAGGUCCGCUGGCGGUUCUGGCGCCGCUGCUACUACCGCAACGUCUCAACCGGGCAACUUGACGGAUCCUUCUUUGCUCGGUAGCGGUGGCGGUGGUAGCGGCUCUGGUCUAAGUGGUGGCGCCAUCGCUGGACUCGUCAUCGGCGUUCUCGCAGCGCUGGGUCUAGCAGGCCUGGCGAUCUGGUUCCUGCGACGACGCAAGCGUACACAUACUCGUACGCGUCAAGGAUCGAAUUCCUUGGUCCCGUCCAACCACGAAAAGGGCCUUGGAGAUGGCAAGGAUGCGACUUAUGUAACGCCAGCCACGGUCGCUGGUACUGGAACUGGAGCUCCAGUAGGGACAAACACGGCGACGACAUUACCAAGUAAAAUUUACGAGAGGGCCGAGCUGGACGGCCAGCCCAAGCCGGUGCACGAAUUGCCGACAGUGGAGGAAGGAGACGCGCCCAGGUACAGCGAGCUUGACAGUCCCGAGGCUAAAGCAGCAGCCGCAGUCUCCAACAUGACCAGAGAAGAAUCCCCGGGACCAUCGGCUACCAUCGCUGAUCCGGAAAGUAAUCGAGAGACGAGCCCGUGUCGUGACUGCGGCACUGCGCAUCACCCUGUCCGCCUCAUUAUCUGCGCAGAUGGCACUUGGUUGACUCCAGACGGAGCAAUUGGGGCCCCCCAAGGUAACGCUACAAACAUCAGUCGGCUAUGGAUGAUGGCAGCUGUGGGAGAAGUCAAGGACUCAACCGGGAAGACCUGGUCGCAGCAACGACACCCGAUUGUCGACGGUAUAGGUGCCGUCGAUGGCCCCAUCGAGCGCCUCGUCUCUGGAGUGACCGGGAAAGGGAGAAGCGGCUACGAGUCCAAAAUCAAAGAGAUCUACAAGCGAUGCUGCAAGUUGUGCCCAUCCCAGGAUGAAAUCUUUCUCUUCGGCUCAAGCCGAGGCGCUUUCGUCGUCCGUGCCGUUGCUGGUCUACUGCACCACCUGGGAGCGUUGCGUGCCCAUGACCCUGACUUUGACGACGUUUUCCACAAGUCCCUACAACUUUAUCACGCCGCAAAGACGAGUGACGACCUGUUGCGGAACUCUGUGUUUGCACAUCGAUCACACCACACCCGACCCAGUCCCUCAAUCAAGUUUCUCGGCUUGUUUGACACAGUCAAGGCCCUGGAUGACGAAGGUCUCAAUGACAUGGGUCUUCUGAGAACGACUUUGCACGCGCGGCAUGCGCUUGCUCUGUUUGAGCGCAGGAAUGCGUAUCGGCCUACCCGGUUCCCGUCCACAGAUCUAGACGAUUUGGAUGGCUCACGAAGUCUUCAGGAGGCCUGGUUCGUCGGCACACAUGGCAAUCUUUGUGGGGGAUGCGAGGAAGACGGCUUGGCUCUGUGGCCGCUGCAGUGGAUCGUCAGCGAGGCCGAGAAGUACGGAUUCAAAGCUGGGUUUCAACGGCUGGAAGGGUCAAAUGUCACGGAUCCAUCACACCUCAUCUUCCCACGCGGUGUCCCAAUGAGGGAGAUCCGGUACAAGAACGGGAUAAAAUCAUCUGUGGCAGAUUUGACAAGUGCAAUGAAAAGGCCUGGACUCAACGCCAGUCUUGACUUUGGAAUCGACAUCCCGGGAAAGGACGACCGACUCAUAUUCAAAGACGGAGUGCUAGUUGGCUAUCUUCCAAACAGCCCUCACGGUGUCUUCAUUCACCCCUCUGUGUAUUAUCUUGACCACAAGAACCCUGGAGUGGUUCAGCUGGUCAACGGGUGGACUUUCGAAAAGGAACUGCGAGACACAGAACGAUUGAUCAUUCGCGAACACCGAGCGCUGUGGAACAUACAUGACGAGAUCCACGGUGCAAUGGCCCCAGAUAUACCUCGAGUCUUGGUGGCAGGGCAUACGCAUGCUGGAAAAUCUGCACUGAUAAACAAAGUUGUUGGCCGAAUAGCAACAGUUCCGGAGCACGGUGCAAGGAUGGGACGAAGUCGAAUACGAGAGGCUAUCACCGGUGGCAACCCUCCAUUGUCAUUACACGAUGCUAGAGGGUUUCAGACUGGUACCGACAAUGAAGUACGCGAUGUCGAGAGCUUUGUGUCCGAAUGUGGGCAGAAGCCUGGCCUACAAGACCAGCUCCAUUGUAUAUGGACGAACCUUGGACGAAUCCCUCUGGUUCACGUCUUUACCAUGAGUGAUAAGCUGCUCUCCGACGUUGAGACGGCGGUGUUUGACGAGAACAGAAAUAGAUUGAUCGACGAGGGUCACCAGGAACUCAACGAGAUCUACCGAUGGGGAGACCUACCCGACGCCUUGAGACAGAACCUGCGGCCGCUCGUCUCUACGAGAUAUACCCAGAGAACAGAGUCAAUGGCCGCGGAGUGGAGACAACGAUUUCCAAGAAUCGGGUCCACCAUCUUUGAUUCAGGCGGUACACAGUCGAUCAGGACUUUGAUUACUGCCUCAUAUGCCCAAUUGACCAGCGAGAUCGUUGCCGACAUACAUCGAUCGGCGCAGAAGCGAUUCGUCCAGGAUCGGCACAAACGAGCCAUCCAAGCCGCCGUACGAGAAUUUGGUCGACAUCGACCCAACUUCCAGUUCUUUGGCUCGAAAGACAAGAAGUCGCAACUCCUGUCAAAGGCCAUUCGUGCCAUUGCCACGUUAUACGAUUACACCGAGCCUGAUCCCGUUGCCCUUGAUUCCAUCAUCAGCAACGCGCUGAAGGUGCCCAAGCCGGUCAAAAAUGACUCGGGCAGUCUCCUCGGAAUCUUCGGCGGCUCCUUCAUGAGCGCGACGAUCUUCGGAGCGGCCCUCAGUGACACAGCAAUGGCCGCAGGAACCGCCAUGUCAUUAGCUCCUGUGUUGUGGCUCGCUGGAGGUGCUCACGUCGCCGUCACCGUUGCGGUUCGAACGUACCUCGUGUCCAUUGAGAUGAUCGCCAUCUGUCUGGAAGUGCUCCUGAUCCUGGACCGCGCCUUCUGGUACGACGGCGGCAUCAUAAAGGAGCGUUACAUCGAGGGGGCCUGUAUGCACUACCUGCGGAAGCGGCCCGAGGUCCAGAAAGCCGUUUGGGACGAGUUCGGGUUUCCCGGCACGGUACCAACCAAGGAAGCAGCAGAGAAGGCAUUGACGACGCUUUUGAAGAGGUUCAAAUACAAGAAGCAGACCUGA
Messenger RNA from Fonsecaea monophora, 3681 nucleotides. Its product is annotated as Sensor protein GacS. NCBI's taxonomy places the organism in Eukaryota, Fungi, Ascomycota, Eurotiomycetes, Chaetothyriales, Herpotrichiellaceae. The record is from RefSeq and is a predicted model, not a curated record. The transcript has 8 exons. Bases 1 to 3681 code for a protein of 1226 amino acids.